AGGAAUUUCCGGUUCCGGGACGGCCGUGGCCGCGGUGAGCGGGAGCGAUGGACGGGCUGUGAGUCUGCCGCGGCUCUCGGCGCCUGUCCUCCGCCUCCUCCGCCUGGUCUGGGCUCUCGACUGGUGUCCUCUGCCGCUCUACGCCCACUGCGGCGGCCUUGGUCGCACUCGGGCCUCCACUCACGGCGCGAACGAAUGAAUGAGUGACGGAUUUCCUGCCGCUUUCUCCGUAGGUGACGUGUAGGCAGCUAGGAGCGCGAUCCCGGCGGGCUCGAUGAACCGGGCCAAGCCCACCACCGUGCGCAGGCCCAGCGCCGCAGCCAAACCCUCAGGGCACCCUCCACCAGGGGACUUCAUUGCUCUGGGCUCCAAGGGCCAGGCCAAUGAAUCGAAAACAGCGUCCACCCUGCUGAAGCCAGCCCCGUCCGGCCUGCCUUCAGAGCGCAAGCGGGAUGCUACCACUGCCCUGUCCGGUGCCUCCUCACUGACUGGCCUCACCAAACGCCCCAAACUCUCUUCCACGCCCCCGCUGAGUGCCCUGGGGCGCCUGGCUGAGGCUGCAGUAGCAGAAAAACGAGCCAUUUCUCCUUCAAUCAAAGAGCCGUCUGUUGUGCCAAUUGAAGUUCUUCCCACAGUGCUGCUGGAUGAGAUUGAAGCAGCUGAGCUGGAAGGCAACGACGACAGGAUUGAGGGCGUGCUGUGCGGGGCGGUGAAGCAGCUAAAGGCGACGCGGGCCAAGCCUGACAGCACACUGUACCUGAGCCUCAUGUAUCUGGCCAAGAUCAAGCCCAAUAUCUUCGCCACAGAAGGUGUCAUCGAGGCCCUGUGCAGCCUCCUCAGGCGAGAUGCCUCUAUCAACUUCAAGGCCAAGGGCAACAGCCUGGUGUCUGUUCUGGCCUGUAACCUCCUUAUGGCUGCUUAUGAGGAGGACGAGAACUGGCCUGAGAUCUUUGUCAAGGUAUACAUCGAAGACUCGCUGGGUGAGCGGAUCUGGGUGGACAGCCCUCACUGCAGGACGUUUGUGGACAAUAUCCAGACGGCGUUUAAUACCAAGAUGCCCCCCAAGAGCAUGCUGCUGCAGGGGGAAGUGGGGCGCAGUGGGGGUGACCUUGGGGCUGGGAGCAGUCCCCACCCUUCUCUCACGGAGGAAGAGGACAGUCAAACAGAGCUGCUGAUUGCUGAGGAGAAGCUGAGCCCCACACAGGAGGGCCAGCUCAUGCCCAGGCCUAGGUACGAUGACCUCGCAGAGAGCAUGGAGGAGUACGUGCUGGACAUGCUGCGGGACCAGCUCAACCGGCGGCAGCCCAUCGACAAUGUCUCCAGGAACCUCCUGCGGCUGCUCACCUCUGCUUGCGGCUACCGGGAGGUGCGGCUGCUGGCUGUGCAGCGGCUGGAGAUGUGGCUGCAGAACCCAAAGCUGACCCGGCCAGCGCAGGACCUGCUGAUGUCUGUGUGCAUGAACUGCAACACACAUGGCCCAGAGGACAUGGACGUCAUCUCCCACCUGAUCAAAAUCCGCCUCAAGCCCAAGGUGCUCCUCAACCACUACAUGCUGUGCCUCAGGGAGCUGCUGAACGCCCACAAAGACAACCUGGGCACCACCAUCAAGUUUGUGAUUUUCAACGAACUGUCCAAUGCCCGGAAUCCCAACAACAUGCAGAUCCUCUACACCGUGCUGCAGCACAGCUCUGAGCUGGCGCCCAAGUUCCUGGCCAUGGUGUUCCAGGAUCUGCUGACCAGCAAGGACGACUACCUCCGGGCCUCACGGGCCCUACUUCGGGAGAUCAUCAAGCAGACCAAGCAUGAGAUCAACUUCCAGGCCUUCUGCCUUGGCCUUAUGCAGGAGCGCAAGGAGCCCCAGUACCUGGACAUGGAGUUUAAGGAGCGGUUUGUGGUCCACAUCACAGAUGUGCUGGCUGUGUCCAUGAUGCUGGGCAUCACGGCGCAAGUGAAGGAGGCUGGUGUUGCCUGGGACAAAGGAGAGAAGAGGAACCUUGAGGUGCUGCGCGCAUUCCAGAACCAGAUCGCUGCCAUCCAGCGUGAUGCUGUUUGGUGGCUUCACACCGUCGUUCCCUCCAUCAGCAAGCUCACCCCCAAGGACUAUGUGCACUGCCUCCACAAGGUGCUCUUCACGGAGCAGCCCGAGACCUACUACAAGUGGGACAACUGGCCACCCGAGAGCGACCGCAACUUCUUCCUGCGCCUCUGCUCCGAGGUCCCCAUCCUGGAGGACACACUGAUGCGCAUCCUGGUCAUCGGGCUGUCCCGGGAGCUACCCCUGGGCCCUGCAGAUGCCAUGGAACUUGCCGACCACCUCGUGAAGCGAGCUGCGGCCGUACAGGCGGAUGAUGUGGAAGUGCUGAAGGUGGAGCGAAUCCAGCUAAUUGAUGCAGUUCUGAACCUGUGCACCUACCACCACCCAGAGAACAUCCAGCUCCCUCCUGGGUACCAACCCCCGAACCUUGCCAUCUCUACCCUGUACUGGAAGGCAUGGCCCCUGCUGCUGGUUGUCGCUGCGUUCAACCCCGAGAACAUCGGUCUGGCCGCCUGGGAGGAGUACCCCACGUUGAAGAUGCUCAUGGAGAUGGUGAUGACCAAUAACUACUCCUACCCGCCAUGUACCCUGACGGAUGAGGAAACCCGUACAGAGAUGAUUAACCGGGAGCUGCAGAUCUCCCAGCGAGAAAAGCAGGAGAUCCUAGCGUUUGAGGGCCAUCUGGCUGCUGCGUCCACCAAGCAGACAAUCACCGAGAGCAGCAGCCUCCUCCUGUCACAGCUCACCAGCCUGGAUCCCCAGGGGCCCCCCCGGAGGCCACCUCCUCACAUCCUGGAACAGGUGAAGGGCCUCAACCAGUCCCUGCGCCUUGGGCACCUCCUCUGUCGCAGCCGCAACCCUGACUUCCUCCUCAACAUCAUCCAGAGGCAGGCCUCCUCACAGUCCAUGCCCUGGCUGGCCGACCUGGUACAGUCGAGCGAGGGCUCGCUGGAUGUGCUGCCUGUGCAGUGCCUGUGUGAGUUCUUGCUGCAUGACGCCGCUGAUGACCCCACUUCAGGGGAGGAAGAGGACGAGGGCGAGAGCCGGGAACAGAAGGCCAAGAAGCGGCAGAGGCAGCAGAAGCAACAGCAGCUGUUGGGCCGCCUGCAAGACCUGCUGCUGGGUCCGAAGGCUGACGAACAGACCACAUGCGAGGUGCUUGACUACUUCCUGCGGCGCCUCGGCUCCUCACAGGUGGCCUCCCGAGUGCUGGCCAUGAAGGGCUUGUCGCUAGUGCUCUCGGAGGGCGGGCUUCGCGACAGAGAGGAGAAGGAGCUGCCCAUGGAGGAGGACUCGGGGGAGGCAAGUGCACUGCAGGACUACCAGUGGCUACUGCGGGACCUGCCAAGGCUGCCCCUGUUUGACAGCGUCCGGGCUGCCACUGCCCUAGCACUGCAGCAGGCCAUCCAUAUGGAGACCGACCCGCAGACCAUCAGUGCCUACCUGGUCUACCUGUCCCAGCACAUGCCAGUGGAGGAGCAGGGCCCACACAGUGACCUGGCCCUGGAUGUAGCCCGGCUGGUCGUGGAGCGCUCUACCAUCAUGGCGCACCUGUUCUCCAAGCUUUCCUGCAGCGCCACUUCCGAUGCCGUUCUGGGCGCCCUUCUGUCUGUUUUCUCCCGCUAUGUGCGGCGCAUGCGCAAGAGCAAAGAAGGCGAGGAGGUGUACAGCUGGUCAGAGUCUCAGGACCAAGUCUUCCUGCGCUGGGCCAGCGGAGAGACAGCCACCAUGCACAUCCUCGUGGUCCACGCCAUGGUCAUCCUGCUGACAUUGGGCCCACCCCGAGCUGGCGAUAGUGAGUUCUAUGAGCUCUUGGAUAUCUGGUUCCCGGAGAAGCAGCCACUGCCCACCGCCUUCCUGGUAGACACAUCUGAGGAGGCACUGCUGCUACCUGACUGGCUGAAGCUCCGCAUGAUCCGCUCUGAGGUGCCCCGCCUGGUGGAUGCUGCCCUACAGGACCUGGAGCCCCAGCAGCUGCUGCUGUUUGUUCAGUCCUUCGGCAUCCCUGUGUCAAGCAUGAGCAAACUCCUCCAGUACCUGGACCAGGCAGUGGCCCAUGAUCCCCAGACCCUGGAGCAGAACAUCAUGGACAAAAAUUACAUGGCCCACCUGGUUGAAGUGCAGCAUGAGAGAGGCGCAUCUGGAGGCCAGACCUUCCACUCCCUGCUGACAGCCUCCCUACCCCCUCGGCGAGAUAGUACAGAGGCACCGAAACCAAAGAGCAGCCCAGAGCACCCUGCAGGCCAGAGCAGGACUCGGGCAGGGACGCAGGUCCGAGUGCUGGGUCCUGAGGAUGACUUGGCCGGCAUGUUCCUGCAGAUUUUCCCACUGAAUCCUGACCCGCGGUGGCAGAGCUCCAGCCCCCGGCCUCUCGCCCUUGCGCUGCAGCAGGCCCUGGGCCAGGAGCUGGCCCGAGUCCGCCAGGGGAACCCUGAGGUGCUAGGCAUCACUGUUCGCCUCCUGCAGGCCAUGGCCACCCUGCUGGGCUCCCCGCAUGGUGGGGCCUUGGCCAUGGCCAUGCAUCGUAGCCACUUCCUCUCUUGCCCGCUGAUGCGUCAGCUCUACCAGUACCAGCGCUGUGUGCCCCAGGACACUGGCUUCUCCUCCCUCUUCCUCAAAGUGCUGAUGCAGACCCUUCAGUGGCUGGACAGCCCUGCCGUGGAGGAGGGGCCCCUGCAGGCCCAGCUCAAGCUGUUUGCCACCCAGUACUCAGCAAGACGCAGGAUCAGUGAUGUGCGCAGCGGACUCCUGCACCUGGCCGAGGCCCUGGGCUUUCAUCAUGAUCUGGAGGUUGUCAACUCCACUGUGAGAGCUGUCAUUGCCACCCUGAAGUCUGGGGAGAGGUGCAGUGUGGAGCCAGAGCUCAUCAGCAAAGUCCUCCAGGGCCUGAUUGAGGUGAGGUCCCCCUACCUGGAGGAGUUGUUGACAGCACUCUUCUCGGCUACCACGGAUGCUACCUGCCAGAGCCCGGCCUCCAGCCCCAUCAUGGUGGUGAGCUCCCUGCUGCUGCAGGAGAAGGAGGAGUCCCCCACCCCAGGGAAGCAGGAUGGAGACAGUGUCAGCCUGGAGGCUGCACGGCUGGGACCCUCGUCGGGGCUACUUGUGGACUGGCUGGAGAUGUUGGACCCCGAAGUGGUCAGCAACUGCCCCGAUCUGCAGCGGCAGCUGCUCUUUUCGAGGAGGAAGGGCAAAGGCCACGCAGGUGCCCAGGUGCCGUCUUUCCGCCCCUAUCUCCUGGCCCUCCUCACACACCAGUCCAGCUGGGCCACACUGCACCAGUGCAUCCACGUCCUGCUGGGCCAGAGCCGGGAGCAGAGGUUUGACCCCUCUGCCUCCCUGGACUUCCUCUGGGCCUGCAUUCAUGUUCCACGGAUCUGGCAGGGAAGGGACCAGCGGACCCCGCAGAAGCGGCGGGAAGAGCUGGUGCUCCGUGUCCAGGCUGCGGAGCUCAUCAGCCUGGUGGAGCUGAUCCUGGCUGAGGCGGAGACCAGGAGCCAGGACGGGGAUGCAGCCGCCUGUACUCUCAUUCAGGGCCGGCUCCCCUUGCUGCUUAGCUGCUGCCGUGGCAAUGACGAGAAUGUCAGAAAAGUGACAGAGUACCUGACCGGCUCGAUCCAGCAGUGGGGGGACAGUGUGCUGGGCAGGCGGUGUCGAGACCUGCUUCUGCAGCUCUACCUGCAGCGGCCAGAGCUCCGGGUGUCAGUGCCUGAGGUCCUGCCUCUCAGUGAGGGAGCCACUGGCAGCAGCGUCUGCAAGCUGGAUGGGCUCAUUCAUCGCUUCAUCACCCUGCUCGCUGACACCAGUGACUCCCGGUCCUCUGAAAGCCGAGUAGCAGAUGCCAACAUGGCCUGCCGGAAGCUGGCUGUGGCCCACCCCAUCCUGCUGCUCAGGCAUCUGCCCAUGAUGGCAGCGCUGCUGCACGGCCGUACACACCUCAACUUCCAGGAGUUCCGGCAGCAAGGCCACCUGACCUUCUUCCUGCAUGUGCUGGGCCUGUUGGGGCUGCUGCAGCCGCAUGUCUUCCAGAGUGCACACCAGGGGGCGCUGUGGGAUUGCCUGCGCUCCUUUGUGCGCCUGCUGCUGAACUACCGGAAGUCCUCCCGCCACCUGGCCCCCUUCAUCAGCAAGUUUGUGCAGUUCAUCCACAAGUACCUCACCUGCAGUGCCCCCGCUGCUGUCUCCUUCCUGCAGAAGCACGCAGAUCCCCUCCAUGACCUUUCCUCCGACAACAAUGACCUGGUGGUGCUGAAGUCCCUCCUUGCAGGGCUCAGCCUUCCGAGCCGGGAUGGCAGAGCUGAUGGCAGCCUGGACGAGGAAGGUGAAGAUGAGCAUUCAGCCAAUUCCCUGCCACUGGUCAGCGUCUCCCUGUCCACCCCCUUGACUGCGGCUGACAUGGCCCCGCACAUGAAGAGGCUGUCCCGGGGCCAGACCGUUGAGGACCUGCUGGAGGCCCUGAGUGACAUAGACGAGAUGUCCCGGAGGAGACCUGAGAUCUUGGGAUUUUUCUCUACCAACCUUCAGCGGCUGAUGAGCUCAGCCGAGGAGUCCUGCCGCAGCCUGGCCUUUAGUCUGGCACUGCGCUCCAUCCAGAACAACCCCAGCAUUGCGGCUGACUUCCUGCCCACCUUCAUGUACUGCCUGGGCAGCCGUGACUUUGAGGUGGUGCAGACAGCCCUCAGGAACCUGCCUGAGUACACACUGCUUUGCCAAGAGCACGCAGCUGUGUUGCUGCACCGAGCUUUCCUGGUGGGAAUGUAUGGCCAGAUAGACACCAGCGCCCAGAUCUCCGACGCCCUGAAGAUCCUGCAUAUGGAGGCUGUGAUGUGACCUGUGAUGGCCACUACCCUUGACCUCAGUGCCAUGCUGAUUUCAUCAGAAGAUCUGCAAGGAUGGGCAGGCCUGGGAGCAGCUCUCCUGGACUAGCAGCUGGCACUGCCAUCCAAGGCCAUCCCACCUUCUGGUUAGGGCCUGUGCAGAGCCAUGGGGGGCACGGCCCAGUGUGAGGAGUGGCUGGCAUCCCAGGGAGGCCAGCAGAGCUGGCAUGUAAUGAAACAUUCUGAAUCCCCUA
This is a messenger RNA of Chinchilla lanigera (long-tailed chinchilla), 7103 nucleotides long. RefSeq names its product integrator complex subunit 1 (gene Ints1). Gene Ontology annotation, cellular component: integrator complex. NCBI's taxonomy places the organism in Eukaryota, Metazoa, Chordata, Mammalia, Rodentia, Chinchillidae. The record is from RefSeq and is a predicted model, not a curated record. The transcript has 47 exons. The coding region runs from base 275 to 6862 and encodes 2195 amino acids. Gene Ontology annotation, biological process: U2 snRNA 3'-end processing.